AUGUAUUCCCUGCAGCACAGACUUAGGCUGGCCAAUCUGCCGGCGUUUCCAAAACGUUUCUACGUACACUAUCAUAGAAACUGGUCCACCCAUCCUUACCAAAUCUCUUCAACAGCUCCACUUCUCUGGAAGUAUCGAUCUUUGUCAAAUCGUGACCUUGAGUUGGAUCCUCUGCUGGCCAAGGCUUCUUCGGAUCGAGCUUCUGAAAGACUUCUAACCAACUAUUGAAAUUGAACGUGCCAGCAAAUCCCCACAGGCGUUCAUCCACGACAUCUUCCUGCGUCAAUGCCGCAAUGUGAAGAAGUGCGGUAUCUUCAACGUCCACGAACCACUGAGGGAUGAAGUCCUUGAGGAAACCGUACUGAGUGGGAUCCCUCCAGAAGUCCAUGACGAUCUUGCCUGUGCUACCUGACUGCUUGGGGUGGAAGACUGGGCCGACGACGUAAUCUGGCAAUAUGGUGUUAACCACAAAAUUCGGGCUCUCUUCCUUGGAGAAACGCCAGACUUCUUGCUCGACCUGGGCUUUCAGGGCGGCAUAUACGUCCCAGAUGCGGUCGGCUUCGUAAGGUGGCGGUCUCCAGGCGCUUUCAAUAGCAGGUCCAUUCCAUAGAUUCUCAUGAACGAUCUUGGGGUAGCGUUGGGCAAAGACCUCCUUGAUCCAUGCCCCUCGCUCUUCUGAGCGCAAGCUUCCACGGACGGCGUAGCCGAGAUUGAGCAGCGCGUUCGCGAUGUGUGAGCCGAUGAAACCGUUCACGCCAGUCACUAGCACUACACCACCUGGUGGAACAACCGCGUUCAC
Molecule: messenger RNA, 799 nt
Organism: Periconia digitata
Lineage: Eukaryota; Fungi; Ascomycota; Dothideomycetes; Pleosporales; Periconiaceae
Source: the annotation of a GenBank genome assembly